AUGUCAAGUGCAGCCCGGAUUUCUUGCGCGCUAGUUGUUGUUGCGCUCGUCUUUUGCUCAGCUCAAACCGUGGCAACCCCCAAGUCGAAUCCUGGGGGUGUCGCUUCGACUACGCUGCAUUCGUCUCAUGCCCCGGCCGCGAUCAAUCGGCGAUUGAAGCGUACCACGGCCAUGGAGACGAGUGAAUCUUCUGAAGAGAGGGCCCUUAACUUUCAUUUUUCAGAACUGGCUCCCAGCUUUUCCAGCCUGAAGUCUAUUCCUGCGGCAAUUUACCAGAAAAUGCAAAUUUGGGUGUGGCGGCUGAUGCGGAAAUCCUCGGACGAUGUGUUCAAGCUUCUGAAGCUCGAAGAGCUUGUCAAGCUCGACACGGAAGGAACCAAACUGUUUCGAGACCUACGCUUUAUGAAGUGGGUCCUUUUUGUCGAGGCAAGAUACUCGAAAGAUCGCAAAGCGGGAAUUGAUGUAAUCUUGUCGACUCUGAAAGCUCAUUACAGGGAAGAUGCUGCAUUGGCUGAUGUUCUUGUUGCUGGACUAAGAAAUCCCAAUACGUAUAUACUCGCCGAUGUCCUGUUAACGGUACAACUCCAGAAGUGGUGUGACACUGGAAAAAGUGUGGAGUCGGUUUUCACACUUUUAAAGCUACACGAUAAUGGAGAAGGACUCUUUGAAAGCCCACAACUAGUUCAUUGGCUAGAAUUUGUCGGGUCGUAUUACCGAGUGAUGGACAAUGAGGCUUACAAUGAGGCUUACAAGUCGGCUAUGGAGGUGGCUAAAAUUUUAAGUGAUGCGGCGGCUAAAAAGUUGGAUGAUGCGGCGGCUAUAAAGUUGACUGAUAAGGAGGCUAUCAAGACUAAGAAGGCGUUUGAGUCGGCUGCUAAUAAUGCUAUCAAGAUUAAAGAAAAGUUUGAGUUGGCUGCUAAAGAGGCUGAGAAGGCUUUCAAGUCGGCUGACCGUGUGCCUGCUAAGGCUGCUUUAUCAAUUUUACGUUAUCAUUACAACGACGAAACAUUAACGAUAAUUCUAGAUAAGGGUUCGAAGGUUAAAGACGACAGAGUGAAGAAUAUUGCUGUCAGACUGGCAAAGAGGCUUAAAAAGGAGCUGACCCAUGAGAAAUCUUAG
This is a messenger RNA of Peronospora farinosa, 1119 nucleotides long. The record is from the annotation of a GenBank genome assembly. NCBI's taxonomy places the organism in Eukaryota, Oomycota, Peronosporomycetes, Peronosporales, Peronosporaceae.